Molecule: messenger RNA, 5543 nt
Organism: Mucor mucedo
Lineage: Eukaryota; Fungi; Mucoromycota; Mucoromycetes; Mucorales; Mucoraceae
Exons: 21
Coding region: 46-5325 (1759 amino acids)
Biological process (GO): chromatin organization
Cellular component (GO): HIR complex; nucleus
Molecular function (GO): nucleosome binding; protein binding
Source: RefSeq, a predicted model, not a curated record
AUUCAUUCCUUUGAACACGUCCAAAUCGCUUACGAAUUACUAACAAUGGGUAAUUGGAGUACGCUUAACAAAGGCGCUGCUGCACCGACAAAAGACGCCAUCGAGAUACAAGUUGAAAGAUUGCUGGAAGCAUACCAAAAUACCUUGAAAUGUCACCAGAAAGGACAAUUGCUAUUGGCAAAGGAAAAAUAUAAAGAGCUUGUCUCGCACGCUCUUGUUAAAAAAGAGCCUAAUCCUAAAAAAAAGACAGGUACAAGUAUAGACUUGGUAGAAGAAUCACCACUUUCAACUCUGAGAUUUCUUGUAUUCAAGAACUAUGCAGCAAUUCUCAAAGACGAAUUUAAUAUGGAUCAGCAGAAUAUGGCACUCGCAAAAGAAGCCCUGGAAUAUUAUUUACAGGCCGUAAAAAUCGAUCCCACCGAAUAUACACUCUGGUACUACAUUGGAUAUUUUUCGCAUUUACUAGGACAACUUCGGUUUGCCCGUCUUGCCUACGAAACUGGAUUUUACGUCAACAGCAAUGAGAGAACUUUAAAAUUACAUGUUGUACAACCCAAUGAUGCCAUAGAAAUAAUUAAAAGUGGAAAAUUUACACCAAUGCAAUGGAAAUGUCUGGAAGGACUUUGUAGUGUUUUGUUUGAUAUAGGAGAUUAUGGUUUAUGUAAUACUUAUAUCGGUAUUAUUAUGGAUCAAGUCAACAAUUGGGAUGUGGGACUAAAAUUACGAGAGCGGAUGAAAGAAAGGGAUAUCGCCAACUUAGAAAAAGAUACGACUGAAAACUUGCGCAUGGAUAUAUGUAGAGAAAACCAAUCGCUUCCUAUCACCCUUGAAAAAGCCGACUGGUUAUUUCUCGCAGAAUCGCUGCUAAAGGAAUACAAGCGACUUGUGGAUCUCACUAAAUGCGAAGAAAAUAAGGGGAUACAAUCGACAACAAACCGUUUGUUAGAUACUAAAUUCGUCAAUCAGUCGCUUUAUAUUAAUGUGGAAAUGGAAGAGAAAACACCAACACCAGAGCCGAUGGAAUUAGAGCAUAUGACUUCAUCACCUAUGCCAAUAAUUGAAACAGAUCCAUCGAAAGAUAACAGUGUAGAUGAUCCAGCCUUAUCCCACGAUUAUGCAUUAUCCGUUACUGGGAGAACUCCCGACGUGCCUGGAAAUAAUGAAGAGCCUGCCGAUUCUCAUAAACGUAAAAGAGAAGAAGACGACGACGAGGGCGGCGAAGGGAGUGGUAUUAACAACCAGGAUAACAAUGGCAACAACAGUAAUUCUGAAAAUGAUGAAGAAAGCGAGGCGGAAGAAAAAAGAUUAUCACUGAGAGCUUCAAAACGUCAGCGAGAAAAAAUUGCAAAUGAGGAAAGUUCCCGGCUAAAAAUGCUUGAAGAAGAGAAACAAUUCAUCAAUAAGGUUCAAAGCUUCUAUGAUAAAGUUGCGUAUAUACCAACACUGUAUCGUAAAACUUGGGAGGAUAUACCAAAUUCUGAAGAUGCAUCGACAACGCUAUUCUGGGAAUGGUUUGAUCACAAAAUUUUGGAAUUGGAUAGUAGUUACUGCUGGGAGAUCGAUACGCUUACAUUAUUAAACAGUGACGCGACAAGGAGCGAUUCUAUUAUAUUCGGAGACGGCAAAGUGAAAAAUUUGACAUUGUUUACAAAAUCAACAAUAAAUCAGAUUGAGGGACCCUCAUCAAAUUCAGCAUUGAAAGAGUUUAUUAUUGAAUUGAACAACAAUAAUUCUGGGAUUACGGACUGUCUAUGUAAACUAGUCUCGGCAAUUAUCAAAAAUGAUCCUAUUACUACCGAAAGCCCAAAAAACAACUCUAUUAAGAGCAAUGAAUUUCUGGAUUUGAUAACUGAUACCAUUGGUACACUUGAAACGAACUUUGUUGAAACCAUAUUGACUGAUGCCACAUUAUCAGGAGACGAUCAAAUAUUGAUGAUUCUAAGGAUUUGCGAGUAUUUAAUCGAUCGACUUAUCCGUAAUAUUAUUACAACUGCCGAGGAAAAUGCGAUUCAACCUACUAUGAAUCAUCAUGGCAGGAGAAGAGUAUCAACUACAUCACAUAAAAAUUCGAAAGCGAAAUUAAAUGAAGCCUUAAUGACCCAAUGUCAGUACUGGAUAAAUCUACUCGAAAGUAUUAUAUUCUCUACAUCCCUAAACGUAUUUUUCAAAAAAGUGCACGAGAAAAGCACCGAGGAAGCGGAUUUAUAUUCUUUAAAAAAGAUUGGGACGGAACUACGCUACUGGAUUAUUAAAGGAAAAUUUGCGCAGUGUAACAAUGAUAUAGAGAAAGCCUACUCCUGGUAUGUCAGGUGUAAGAACAUAUUAAAAUCUUCAAUAGAUGUUGCAAAGCCUAUUUCGAUUAACAUCAAAAGUAUGUAUGAUUCGACAAUUGAUUUAGCGAGCGUUGAUGCCAAACUAAGUCUGCUUCAAGUCGGAAAGAUAUUUGUAACGGCCAAACAGAAAAUAGAAUCAGAGGAUUUUAAAGGCGUCAUUACCGAUUUGGAACCUAUCAUCAAGCCAAAAUUAAAUGGAGGUGACUUGGAUGAAUCGAACGAAACAAUUCAAAUGAUGAACAUGCUUGCAAAGGCUUACGUAAAAACAAAUCAGAGCUUGGAAGCAUGGAACUGCUAUGUGCGAAUGUUUUGCUAUUUGAUAAAACAAUUGAUGGAUUACGGUGGAAAUCAUGUUGGUCGCCGACAACCGUAUCUGAGCAAAAAUGAGGACACCAAUUUUUUUAGAUUAAUGAACUUAAUCAAUAGUAUUACGGAUAAUCUGGUAUCACUAAUCCAGCAAGACAAACAAGAAAACUGGCUUCCCUUGAGUAUAGACGGUGAUCUAGCCAACAAAUUGUCCGCCCUACUUCGAAUGUCAAUUUAUUAUAUCUUUAGACAUCCAGAUUUCGUCCCAUUGGUCAAUAAUUUCAGUACUCCAGACGUUCCUCCGCAUACACCCUCAAAAGUUACAAAAUCAAACGGUUUUAAUGAUAUCGUGGCCAAAGCUUGGGUCCUUCAAUCAUAUCUAAUCCAACACGUAAUUCAGCAUAAUGAGGAGCGCAAUACUAACGGCGCGAUAUAUACCUGGGCAGAGUUAUUAAAGGAGCUUCAUGAAGAACUUGGUGAAAGAGAAGUCUGUGGUGCAGGCAAACGAAUUUUUUUGAGUCAUCUUAUGGAUACUUUAACCAAGGCCGAUGAUUUGCAAUUCAGAAGAGAAAUUUACCAAUGUUAUCAUUGUCUUUACGGAGUCCACCUUGCCGCCGAGUCCGAUAUGAUUGAAGAGCAUCACUGCGUGCAUAGUGAACUGGAUCGAAAGGCAUGCGAACCCCUAUUUUCUCUCGUCGUCAAUUCAGCAGUGGAAAGACUAGAGAAUCGAACGCUGUUAAAGACAGAUUUGAAGGACGUAAUCGAUACCGUUUCUGAAUUAUUCGACGAAUUGCCAAAGAAAAAUGUUCUAAUCCGCAGCAGCAAAAACAUUAUCGAAACAUAUUUAAAUAGCGAUAUUGAAUUGCAUUCAUCUAUCGACGGCAUGCUACGAGCUGCUAUUAUCCCUUCAAUUAAUAUCAGCUCUAAAAAAACCAAUACUUCUAACGUAUAUUACAAAAUAUUUUGGAUUAGAGGAAAGACAAUACGUCUGCAAAUCAAAAACAAGGCUAGAGCGAACAACGAAAAAACCAUGCUGGAUCUUGAGAAAGCAGCCGAAGAAUUUACCGACCACUUAAUUCUUAAUCCUGAUGAUGCAGAUGGAUGGUGUGAACUUGGUGCGUGUUUCCAAUUACGCGCGGAUGUGGAAUUGGAUUGGAGCGCUUCAAACAUUGGAGCGCAUAGAGAUCUUAUCGGGGAAUAUCAAAGAAAAUCUUGCCAUGCCUAUUUGAGGAGUAUAUAUCUUGCCGACUCACGUACAAAAAAGGAGUUGGCUAAAAAUGAACUCUUCACUAAUUUCGGCAACCUCAUAUAUGCUAUCACAUCCUCGCCAAUGAACAUGAAGGCUUUUAGUAGACAAAAUACGAAACACACUCUGGGAGAAGACAAGAAACUAAUGCAGGCUGAACUGCAACCUCCUUCUUCUAAAGCUGCUUAUAAACUUGCUUUGAUCAUGUAUAAUUAUGCAUUACGUUAUAAUAUACCUGACAAUUUAGAGUGGAGAUGCUAUUAUAUGAUAGGAAAAUGUUCAGCAAAACUUGAUAGACCCCCAAGAGAGGUUCUCGAAUGGUACCUGCAGGCGAUUCGCAGAACAAACUCGAAGCAAGGGAAGCAUGACCAAGAUUUGGAGUCUAUUUACAUAUUCUGUUCUUAUUUGGUAAAGUAUUUUUAUCAAGGUAAACUGGAGGCAGCAGAUGUUCAAGAAUUUUUAGCAAGAGAAAGAGCAUUGCAUCAUGUUCAAACAAAAGACAACGUCGCCGAGCAAGAAGUCGUUUUUUUAGAAAAUAGCACCGACGCUGUCAUCGCGGAAAAUUCAUCUCUUCUAUCGAAAGAAUUGAAGUUACAAAGUGGUUAUUUAUCGGAAGAGUCUGCUAACGCAUAUAAUGCAAUAUUUCUGAGACUAUCGGAAAUGCGGAUUGCCGAUAAUAAAAGCUGGCAACACAGGACAAUAUACAGAAUUGCAUGGAUGUAUCAUAAUAUCUAUCAGAAUUCUGAAAAAGCAAAGUCUGAAUUAUUGAAAUUAUUUAAUUUGAAAGUAAUUACGAAAAGCUACAUUACUAUUUGGAAGCCAGGGUUUGAAUUACCCGGAAGGCACUACAAAUACAUCUACAAGUAUACCCUAUUUCUAAUUGAUCUUGCUUGGAACACUCGUGACACACAAACCCUCAAACAUCUAUACCGUAAGCUCCGACGUGCACAGGCUUUACUACUAAAUGACAAAGAGGUGUUUAAAAAAGCAUAUAUUGCAUACUUAGAGAUAAUCAAAAAACAAUUGCGUGACAACUACCAUGCCAAAAAUUAUAUGAAAAUGAUCAAAGAAUCAAGGAUUGACAAGACUCAGUUCCAAGAACUUUGCGUAAAAAGCUCGGCCGAAAUUAUUGCUGAUAGAAACACUGUCAACCCAGAGUUAUAUGGCAUUCUUCAAGAUAUAUCUGAAUUAAAACGAUUGCUCCACGGGUUUAUAACUGCUAGUGAAGAGGAUACUGAAAAAAUGGAUAAAGUCAUUUGGCUAUGCUAUGCCACGCUUAUAUUUGGAGGUGUUAAGAACGAGGAUAAGAGAGGAGAGCUUGUAAAUGCCAUUUCUACAACUGAAGAUUUUGCUGAAAGUAGAUCUCGUAAAGACUUAAGGGCUGUACUUUUAGCCCAAGCAAAAUCAUUAAUGCAAAAUAUUACAUCUACAUCAAAAUAAAGACUUCCAAAGGAUUGGAUAAGAAUCAUGCAUCUAAUUGGAAGGGCUUAUUAUUAAUCAAAUAAAUCAACAGAGUUGAAUUUAAUGAAAUUCUUAUUUUCCUUCCAAUAAAAGCAAUCCCUGGCAUCCUCUCUUUUACGAGUAGUUAUGAUUAAAAGGUCACUUAUAAAAUGUCCAUCGCAUAUGUAUCAUCAUGAUUCCGCGUUUUUUUUAGCCAG